AAGCCGGGCCGGGGCGGCCAGCAGGCAAUUUGCAUGAGAGACAGACUGGGAAUGAGCUGGAGUGGGCGCCUCUCCGCGCACACAGAGCGGGGCAGCAGGGGGAGGAGGAGGGAGCUGCCGCCGCCGCCGCCGGGGAGAGGCGGCGAACUCCGGGCAAAGUUUGGAGCCGCGGGCCCGCGGCGCUGAGGCAGCGGCGGGGCGGGGAGCGGCCGGGCCGGGCCGGGCCGGGCUGGGCUGGGCUGGGCUGGGCCGGGCUGCCCUGCCCGCUGUGAGGCGGCGGAGCGAGCGCGGGGGGCGGCGGGCAGAGCGCGGAGCCCGCGGCACAGGCAGCAUGUCCUCCAUCCUGCCCUUCACUCCUCCCAUCGUCAAGCGGCUCCUGGGCUGGAAGAAAGGCGAGCAGAACGGGCAGGAGGAGAAAUGGUGCGAGAAGGCGGUGAAGAGCUUGGUGAAGAAGCUGAAGAAGACGGGGCAGCUGGACGAGCUGGAGAAGGCGAUCACCACGCAGAACAUCAACACCAAGUGCAUCACCAUCCCCAGGUCCCUGGAUGGCAGGCUGCAGGUGUCCCACAGGAAGGGGCUGCCCCACGUCAUCUACUGCCGCCUGUGGCGCUGGCCCGACCUGCACAGCCACCACGAGCUGCGCGCCAUGGAGAUGUGCGAGUUCGCCUUCAACAUGAAGAAGGACGAAGUGUGUGUCAACCCCUACCACUACCAGAGAGUGGAGACCCCAGUGCUGCCCCCGGUGCUGGUGCCCAGGCACGCAGAGAUCCCAGCAGAAUUCCCACCCCUGGAUGACUACAGCCACUCCAUCCCAGAGAACACUAACUUCCCUGCAGGUAUCGAGCCCCAGAGCAACUACAUUCCAGAGACCCCUCCUCCAGGCUAUUUGAGUGAGGAUGGAGAAACCAGUGACCACCAGAUGAACCCCAGCAUGGAUGCAGGUUCUCCAAACUUAUCACCAAACCCCAUGUCUCCAGCACACAACAAUCUGGAUCUGCAGCCUGUGACCUAUUGUGAGCCAGCUUUCUGGUGCUCCAUAUCCUACUAUGAGCUGAACCAGAGGGUGGGGGAGACCUUCCACGCCUCGCAGCCCUCCAUGACCGUGGAUGGCUUCACCGACCCCUCCAACUCGGAGCGCUUCUGCCUGGGGCUGCUGUCCAACGUCAACAGGAACGCGGCCGUGGAGCUGACGCGGCGCCACAUCGGCCGCGGUGUCCGGCUGUACUACAUCGGCGGGGAGGUGUUCGCCGAGUGCCUCAGCGACAGCGCCAUCUUCGUGCAGUCCCCGAACUGCAACCAGCGCUACGGCUGGCACCCGGCCACGGUCUGCAAGAUCCCGCCAGGCUGUAACCUGAAGAUUUUUAACAACCAGGAGUUUGCUGCCCUGCUGGCCCAGUCGGUGAACCAGGGCUUCGAGGCCGUGUACCAGCUGACGCGCAUGUGCACCAUCCGCAUGAGCUUCGUCAAGGGCUGGGGCGCCGAGUACAGGAGGCAGACUGUGACCAGCACUCCCUGCUGGAUCGAGCUGCACCUCAACGGGCCCCUGCAGUGGCUGGACAAGGUGCUGACCCAGAUGGGCUCCCCCAGCAUCCGCUGCUCCAGCGUCUCCUAAGGGAAACUGCUGGGCCAGGGCACCAGAGACUGCAGCACCCUUAGCAAGGCAUAGUAACCAACUCCCCAGUUACUCAAGCAAUGAGAAAAAUCUGCUUCAGAAACAAAAGAGAAGUGGGUUUUCUUUGUUUUGUUGUUGUUUUUAAAUACCCAUUUAAGCCACUUCCACUAAAACUGUUGGCACUUCGGUGGGGAUGCUCUGCAGCUGGAAUUUGGAGCAGGAGUUGGUGAGGAUGAAGAGCUGGACUCGCUUCAGUGGAGAGCAGGCAGUGUCAGCCUGGCUCUGGGCUGUGUGAGCACUCAGGAGCCAUCCCAGCUCCCAGGAAACUUCCCCUUCCCUCACACAACCCCAGGCUCCUGCAGCAUCCCUGGAACACCAGAGCUGUGGGACUGCAGGAUGGGAACAGCAGAGACUCCAGGAUGGCUCCUGCUCGUGCAUUCCUUCAGCCCCAGCUGAUCCACGGGGGCUCUGCAGCAGCAGGGGGAAGGAGGCUUUUCAAGCACCCAAAAGAACCAAUUCCCCCAGGAGUGUUCCCAAAAGAAGGAGUUUCCCACACUGCACUCCCAGCAGGAGCCUGAGGGGUGAUGCCCUCGUGGCUCAGCCCGGAUUCAGGAGCAGCAGGCCCAGCUUGAGGCUCUCCUGGUGCUGCUGCAGCCAUUUUUGCCUGGAGCUGCUCCCAGAGGGAGGAGUGUCCCUGCCUGAGCAGCUGAGGCUCUGGCUCUGAGCCUCUGCCUGAACUCCAGCAGCUCUGGGCUGGCUUUGCCCAGUGGAGCAGGGCUGGGGUGGCUGUGUCCAGCCCUGGCUGUGUCCUGCCCUGAGGGGUCCUGUGCUGUCACAUGCAGCACCAGGACAUCUCAGACACAAGCAGCCCUCUGUGUGGAACUUGUUCCAGCUGAUGGAAAUGCUCUAAGAUGUGUUUUUGCCUGGAGAAAUCAGCAGAGUGUGUAUUUACUGUAUUAUAAAAUGUUCAUUUUAAACAUACAUGCUCCAGACUGUUUAAUAUUUUUUAUCCCUGCAGCAACUGUCGUGGCAAACAAAUUCCACAACUGGAAAAAAACCCUUAGCACUUGUUUUUAUGGUUCACAUUUGCCAAAUAAGUCUCAUAACUUUGUCAGUGCUGUCCAAUUAUCUGUUUCUUUAUAUCUGCAGUGAAUAUCUUAUGCAUUUGUGCCAAAAUAUUAGAGGGGGAGGGGAGAAAGUGAUAAUCAGUUUCCUAUGGAAAUCUUUUUUUCUUUUUUUUUUUUUUAAUCUAUGAAAGACAAACAAGCUGGAUGUGGCUGUGGGAAGGACUGACUGGGAUGGACUUGAGGAUGGUUUUGAUAAAGCUUUAGUCCUGCAGACCUCUGUGGGAGUGCCCUGAUUGGAUCAAACACCCACCAGGAAUUUCCAGGCACCUCCUUUUCCAGCUGCUCAUUCCUCUGAGACCUCUGCAGCCUCACCUGGUUUGCCAAACCCCAAACCCUGGAGCUGAGGGACCUGAUGCCACCAGAACAGAUCCCAGAGGCCACUGCUGCUGCUUGGAAUGCAGAGGAGGGAUGGUUUGGGGAGUUUCCUGUUUCCCAAGAAACAAGGAAUUGCCUUGGUUGAACACCUGAAAUGCAGAUGCUUGGGAAGACUCUGAGUGGUGGAUGUGCCCCAGGUGCCACAGGACUUUGGAACAUCCUGGCUGAGCUGGACUGGAGCUGUUCUGUGCAGGGUGUUUGGUUUGUUCAACUUUACAAUGUGUCUGAUCUGCACACGCUGGGGCAAGGAGAGAUCUGUAUAAAAGAGGAUUUUUUUGGGCCAUUUACAAAGCAGGUCUGUUGUCACCAUGGAUUGGUUCAGCAUUGCUUCAGAUACAGGUUUCUAACAGAGCUGCAAAGAAAAAUCUGUCCUGAAUUUUAUAUAAAUAUUUCACUUUUGGCUGUUCAAACUGUGCUGUGUAAAAUGGCCCUGGGCUUCCUCCAUGAGUGUCUUAUUUGCUUAUUUUGGUGACAAAUGUUGUUGUCCUCAUAAUAACAAAGGAAAUUUGACUCUGGUGCCUCCUGCAUUAACCAUAAAAAUGACAUGUGAGAUUCCAGAGGCAGGGAUUGGGUUGAGCAGGAUCCAGGGACCACCAGUGGGAAAUAAUCCCAAUUUUAAUAUGAAAUUUGCACACAGAGUCACCCCCUCAGCCAACCUGGAUUUCCUCUGGGAAGCAGAGCUGCAGCUCCUUGCUAAAGGAUAAUUAAUUGCUGACCAUUAUUAAUUGAGGCUUUUUGAAACCCAGAUUCAGAUGAUGCACAAAAACUUUGGUUAAUCUCCCCUCAUCAUCCCUUAAGUACAAUGACUUCCAGUGGAAAAUGUGAGCUGGCCCAGCAGUGCAGUGAGCUGAAGGGGAGAUUAUCUCCACUCCAGCAUUCAUUUCCUCUCUCCCCUUUGCUGCUCAGUGACCCAUGAGAGCUCUGAGGGUUCUGCAGGCACCUGGGGCAGGCCCUGGAGCAGGGAGGGGCUGGGCUGGGGGAGCCCAGGGAUGUUCUGCCCUGGCUGUGGAUUCUGUUCUGGGCUGGGGCAGCACGGGAGGCUUGGUCUGACUGCUCCUAGAACCUGAUGGAAGCUUUGGUGUGGAGCUCCAAGGGAUGGCAGCAGCCAUGCCCUGGCUCAGAUUCCAGCAGCUCCAGGCUGCAAUAUCCUCAUUUCAUCAGGGUUUCACCCAUUGUUGUUGUCCAGAUCAGCAGCAGGAGUUUGACCCUUCCCUUGGUGUGGCUGCUGGCAGAGGACACCCAGGGCCCUGUGCUUUCCCAGGCUGUGCUGAUGUUCAUUGUUCAUGUCUUGAGCUGCAGGUUGUAUUUUGUGUUAAGCUUGUCUUAGGAGUAAUCCAGUGCUGUCCAUUGGAUUUAAUCUCAGCAAUCUGCAUGCAUAUGCACAGAGCUGGAGAAAUCCCAUCAUAAGGCAUUUCCCUGGAGCUCUGAGUUCCCCUGAGUUACUCCCAGUUUCCUCCCUGUGGGGUGAGGGCUGUUCAGGACUCAUCUCAGCACAAGUGGUGACACCUGUGCCUUGAGCUGCUUCCAGUGGAAGAGCCCAGCCCAGGGUCACACAGCCCUCAGGAGCUCUCCUGUUCUCUGGGCUCUGCAGGGGCAGCAGGAUGGAAUUCAUGGCUGUGCUGAGAACCAGCCCAGAGCAGUUCAGUGUUUGUUACUGUGUACCUGCUUUUGUAUUUAUGUGUCUUUCUCCACUAUUCAGGUGAAACCAAUAUUUAAUUUUUAGCAGAACAGGCAAUUAAGGACUCAGAGUAUUAAACCUUCCAUCUGCUCCUUGCUGAUGAUUGCUGGAAAUGAGGAGUUUGUGAUGGGAGAGCAGAGCUGAGCACAAAGUCCCCCAAGCCCUCAGGAGCCACGGUCCCACAUGGGGACUUUGUGCUCCUCAGGGUUUGAUGAGGCUUGAAAAACCAAACCCUGUUCCUCCAGAGCUGCCUGGGCCUCUCCUGCCCCUUCUAGAACUGCCUGGGCCACCUCCUGCCCCUUCCAGAGCUGCCUGGGUCACCUUCUGCUCCCUGCACCGAGGUGGGUUCCUCUCCUGCUGGCUGCAGCCCCAGCUCUGCCCUGCCUGGAUCCAGGGGCAGUUUGUGUGCCGCACACCCAGCUCUGUGCUGUUUGUGUGCUGCACACCCAGCUCUGUCCCUGUUUGUGUGCUGCACACCCAGCUCUGUCCCUGUUUGUGUGCUGCACACCCAGCUCUGUCCCUGUUUGUGUGCUGCACACCCAGCUCUGUGCUGUUUGUGUGCUGCACACCCAGCUCUGUGCUGUUUGUGUGCUGCACACCCAGCUCUGUGCUGUUUGUGUGCUGCACACCCAGCUCUGUCCCUGUUUGUGUGCUGCACACCCAGCUCUGUCCCUGUUUGUGUGCUGCACACCCAGCUCUGUGCUGUUUGUGUGCUGCACACCCAGCUCUGUGCUGAUGGAUCCAGGGCCGGUUUCUGUUCUGGCUUUGCAGUUCCUCUCCCUGGUUGUCCAUCCCUGCCCAGCUGUGCCUCCUCCUGCUUUCCUGCGUUUGUUACUCGAGGCCUGUCCCAUGUACACCCUCCCUUUCCAUGUGGAACUGUAAGGUCUGUUUUUGACAUUUUAAUAAACUUUGAUUUGAAAACUGA
Messenger RNA from Oenanthe melanoleuca, 5717 nucleotides. RefSeq names its product SMAD family member 3 (gene SMAD3). Gene Ontology annotation, molecular function: I-SMAD binding; RNA polymerase II cis-regulatory region sequence-specific DNA binding; DNA-binding transcription factor activity, RNA polymerase II-specific. The transcript has 9 exons. Bases 332 to 1612 code for a protein of 426 amino acids. NCBI's taxonomy places the organism in Eukaryota, Metazoa, Chordata, Aves, Passeriformes, Muscicapidae. Gene Ontology annotation, cellular component: heteromeric SMAD protein complex. The record is from RefSeq and is a predicted model, not a curated record. Gene Ontology annotation, biological process: regulation of transcription by RNA polymerase II; anatomical structure morphogenesis; transforming growth factor beta receptor signaling pathway.